AUGGCUCAGCAACCCCACGAUAUGAGCUACCUCGACUACAACUCGGGCUCCAACCGCUCCCCUAGCUCCUCCCGCCAACAAUAUGGCGGCGGUGCUCCUGGCUUCAACGCCGGCAUGUCGCUCCCGAGACAGGCCCAGCGCCCCUUCGAUGGACCCCUUGGUUCGUCUUCGCUCUACUCCUCCGACCGACACAAUCCCGGCUACAAUGCUAGAGGCAUGGAUACCAUCUCCGGCGCCGGUGUUCCUAGCUACAUGCUAGAAGGCAACCAGGGCUGGAACUAUGGCGCUUCUGGUGCUGCCACGGUCAACGGCGCUGUCAACGGCCCCAACAGGAGCCGCAGCGUCAAUCGCAGAGGUGCCUUGCCCCAAAACUGGACCGACCACCCCAGCAUGCCCCCCAUGCCUUCUAAUCUCCAGGCCUAUGGCGGCGGCCUCAACGGCUCCCAGCUCUCCAACGGCAGCCUUCGCGUUGACCACCCAGGCACUCACCCCUCUCCCUCUGAUCUUCGCUCCACCAGCUCCGACCCCGAUCAACUCAUCCCUACCGCUAUCGUGAUCAAGAACAUCCCCUUUGCCGUCCGGAAAGAGACUCUCGCGUCCAUUAUGCUCGAGAUGCACCUGCCUCAGCCCUACGCCUUCAACUACCACUUUGACAAUGGCGUCUUUCGCGGUCUCGCUUUCGCCAACUUCCAAUCCGCCGAAGACACCAGAGUCGUCAUUGAAGCUAUGAACGGCAUGGAUGUUCACGGCCGCAAGUUGCGUGUGGAGUACAAGAAGAUGCUCCCCGAGGCCGAGCGCGAGCGUAUUGAGCGUGAGAAGCGCGAGAGGCGUGGCCAGCUCGAGGAGCAGCACCGUGGUCCUAUGCUCCACCAGCAGAGCUCCAUUCAGUCUCUCGGUGCCAUGUCCCAGUCUCAGCAGCGGGGCAAUCCUGCUGGCUAUCUCGGUGACGUUGACUUGAAUGACCCCCAAACGCUAGACUAUUAUACCGAUCUGGCCAUGUUUCGUCGCGAUGACUCCCGCGAGAUCCUCGUCUUCCCGCCAGGCAUCGCCCCUGAACAUCGCCGCUCGAUUCAUAUCCUCGCCCAUCACAUGGGCCUCGAGCACCAGUCCAUCGGUGAAGCCGAUUCUCGCCAGCUCACCGUGCUCAAGCGCCAGCAGCCCUCCCCGACCGCCAACAUUCACAGCGCACCUGCCAACAGCCUUGAUGUCCAUAAGCGUGGCUUGAGCAGGGCCGCCACUUUUGACUUUGCUGCCGACCGAGAAUCUCGUGCUGUCAGCAACAAUUAUUCUCAUCUCACCGGCCGUCAGGGACCCACACUUGAGCUUCCCGGUAGCCCUGACGGUGUUGGCAUUCCCAAUAACCUGCGCGCCGCGAAGAGCUUCGCCGACCUGCGUUCCUUUACGCCCAGUCCAUCCCAGGCCUCAUCGAGCUAUCUGACUCCUGGUGCCGGCAUGAAUAGCAACGGUCCUGGCUCAACCGCCCGCUUCGGCGACUACAUCAGCGCUCAGCAAGCCCAUGCCGGUAACGCCUCCACCCCUGGCUCCAAGAACGACCGUGGACUGGCUAGUGGCCUGGGUGCCCUCAGCCUAGGCUCUUAUGAAUCGAACACGGUCUCUGGCCAGAACCGCAACGCCCCUGGUGCUAUUGGCAGCCAGCGACCCAGCGGUAUGAGCAACGGACCCAAGGGCGCCCCCGAGCGUCAGCCCCGUGGCCCCGAGUGGGAGGCUUCUGCCGGAUUUGGCGGUCGUGGUCGAUCCAAUGGGCACAUGCAGCGAAGCAGCGACUCGUCCGACAAUGGAGCUCGGGUUAACAACGGACCGACGAAUGCGGCUCGCUUCUAA
Akanthomyces muscarius is the source of this 1842-nucleotide messenger RNA. RefSeq lists its product as uncharacterized. The coding region runs from base 1 to 1842 and encodes 613 amino acids. Gene Ontology annotation, cellular component: nucleus; cytoplasm. The record is from RefSeq and is a predicted model, not a curated record. Gene Ontology annotation, molecular function: mRNA binding. Lineage: Eukaryota; Fungi; Ascomycota; Sordariomycetes; Hypocreales; Cordycipitaceae. The transcript has 4 exons.